GGAAUAACUCGGGCGCGCGGACUUGUUCGCUGAACGAGUGACGGAUCUAGCAGACGAGGAGGCUGCGGAAGCUGAAAGCUCUGAAAGGGUGCUGAGUAACCGAUCCUUGGCCGAAAGUGCGCGACAACGCUCGACGAAUAAAUACGAGAAUAUCCGAAGCUAAACUGACGAUGAGCGGAGUUGUAGAGUGACGACGACGACAUGUUUGCGGGGUUCGACCUCUACAAAAUUGACAUCGAGAUUUGAAUACGAUAUUGUUGCUAAUAGAUCAGCGUGGUUAAUAAGCGAUGUUCUGUAUCGUUAGUUGACAAUGAUACAUCAUAAUAUGAAGUGAAACGUGACGUGACAAAUCCUUUGGAAAAUCAGUCUGUGAUAUAUAAUAGGAAGAAACGUAGCGAAGGUGUGUAGAGGCUGUCAAAUCGUUUUCCGACCGCUGACCAGUUUCACGACAGUCAUUUCCUUUUCUUCCUUUUUUCCCUACUACAUAGCCUAUUUUCCUCUAUAUCUGUCCCCCCACUUUGUAACCGCGAAUAUCUCCUGAUAUUCGUCUGGCCGACAGUGACCGCCGUCACGGCGUCGCGUCGGUGUCGUCGACGGUCCCGUUGAAAAUAUGCUUGGCAUAGAAGCGUUAGCGGCAUCAGUGUCGUGGUUGGUACUGGUGCUAGCGUUGGUACUGCUGGUGGUGCUAGUGCUGGUGUUGAGAAUGGUCUAGCGCGGGUGUGCGCGCGCGGGUGUACCUCGACACAGUGCGGACGGUGGCUUUAGAUUCGAAGCUGCGGAAGAAAGGCCGCGAACUCGGCCCUGCUCCGAUGGCCUGAUAUACACUACGAGACGCGUAUAUGAAGCUACACUGCCCUGACUCGUCGAUGGGCGUGCGGGGGUGACUGGAGUGAUGGGAUGGGGCUAGAGCCCCAUGGAGUUCGGGUAGACCCGUCUCCAGCCCAACUCCCCAGCCCCCUCCGCCAUCGAUACCGCCACAGCUCCUGUCAGCGUCGCAGAGGGCCGCCUCGAUCGCGAUGGAGGCCUCUAAUAAUCAACAACAGAAGAAGGAGCCACGCGUUCACAGGCCUUACGCCUUCGACAAGAUGGAGGGGCUGGUGCGGGAGAUGCAAGACCCUGAGAACGGGGUACCCGUGCGCAGCCAAAAACAAUUUCUCACCUCAAUUCCCUCAGCUUUCAUGGGUGAGUGCCAUCGGUAUCUACGUUGUGGAGUAAACGUAAGCGGCCAUCACGGCCAGGACACUACAGUAGGCUGCCUGCGUGUUGCAGGUUACGAUCUCAUCGAGUGGCUGAUAGAGCGGCUUUCUAUCGAGGAAUCAGUAGAGGCGGUCCAUAUUGCCAAUCAGCUCUGCCAGUAUGGCUACUUCUUCCCGGUGAAUGACUCCAAGACACUCACCGUAAGGGAUGAUAGUUCUCUGUAUAGAUUUCAGACUCCAUGUUAUUGGCCAUGGCAACAUAGAAUCCCCGAUAACGUGGAAUAUGCUAUUUAUCUGGCUAAAAGAACUCUAAGAAACAAGCAGCGACAUGCCCUUGAAGAUUAUGAAAUUGAAGCUUUGAACAGCCUACGUAGGAAUUUGCAAAACAAAUGGGAUAUUAUACAACUACAAGCCGAAGAACAGGUCCGCUUAGCGAAGGAGCGAAAAAAGGGGGAUAAAAUAGUAAGCGAUUCUCAAGAACGAGCAUUUUGGAGAGUUUACAGGCCACCACCCGGUUGUCUAAGUAGUCUUGAAGUAGCACCCGUACCUACACGUUUUCGUCCUGGACUUUCGCGUCCUCCAUCACGUAAACGCACUUUAACCGAUCUGCAACGCGAGGUGGCCCUUUUGAAGAACAGUUUAACGCGUACAAGGAUAAAGGUUUCGGCUGCGAUCGAAAAUUUAAAAUCAUACUUUGAAACAUACGUGGAAUACGAUCCGAUGUUUAUACAGCCACAACCUUCAAACCCAUGGAUCACCGACGAUCAAACAUUUUGGCAGCUAAACAGUCCUGUGGUGGAUCUUCCUACGGAAAAACGCGUCAAGCGCUGGGCAUUAUCGAUGGAAGAGUUAAUGUCUGAUCCAACUGGUUUGCAAGAGUUCACAAAUUAUUUGAGGAAAGAAUAUAGUCAUGAAAAUAUACGAUUUUGGUUAGCAGUUAAAGAUUUGAGACAUAGUUUUCAAGCACAAAUACCCGACAAAGUCAACGAAAUCUUCAAAGAAUUCCUGGCACCCGGAGCACCUUGCGAAAUAAACAUAGAUGGGAAGACAAUGGAAAAAGUACAUCAAGAAAUGAGAAAUCCAAAUCGAUUUAUAUUUGAUUCCGCCGCUGAACACGUGUAUACGCUGCUUCUGAAAAAGGAUUGCUAUCCUAGAUUUAUUCGUUCGGAUCAAUAUCGAAAUACCUUAGCUGCCGGUGUGCAACCUUUGCAAAAAAAGUGGUUUUUUAGCUUUGGUGGACAAACAAAGAAGAAAAUUUCUUCGACUUCGACUUCAACUUCGACUCCGACUCCAACGACCAGCAUUUUGCAGCACCAUGCUGCAGGUAGUGCAGCAAGCGGUAGUAAACGAAGGGGAAGCGAUCGGAGUCUAUCUGGAUCUGCUCACGAGUUAGCCGUCUGUGGUGUUCGAGAUACAACUUCGGUGCCUAGAGUGCCACAUUCUCACAGUCAGUCGAACCUCACCGAUAUUCCAUAUAGGGGAGAUCUGGCUCGACUCGUAAAGAUUUCAACAAGGCCUAUCCCGCAUAGCGUUCAGGAUGCUGGCACAUCGGAAGCGGUAGUUCGCCCUAUGGACGACGUUUGCCCGUGGGACGUGGUUCCAGGACCGAGUAUAGAGCACGCCAUAGAUACCACACUAUCACACCAUCCAAUAUCAUCUGGAGUAACGUCGUCGGUUGAGAGUCAAGCCGAAGAAGGCAAUAAUUUGAGUGCGCAGUUACAGUCUAUCGAGGUUACACGCGCAUCUCGGAAAAAUUCAUCGCAAUUAGAUUCCUGUAGUUCCUCGUCUGAUGUCAGUUUAGUGGUAGCGGAAGUCUCUGAACAUCUUCGAAAGUCUUGUAGUUUGCAACACAGUAGUAGCACAGCCGGCAUGACGACUACCGAACGAAUUGGCAUAACAACGCGAAAUUAUUCUAUCGGCUCGACUAGCGGAAGAACGAAGCUCUCAGAGAUCAGUCGGCCGUCCGUUUUGUCUUAUAAUUAUCCGUCGCCACAACAUUCGUUCGAGUAUUCUCAUAUGACAACUGACAGAUCGGAUGUGUCCACGACAGGGAAGUGUAUUGCCGAAGAGCCUGAAACUAGUACGACGUUAAAGUCUCUCGAGGAGGAACUGACGACAAAAACUUUAACCAAGGCCCCCUUAAUAAGCAUUAGCGCGAUCGUGGGGGAUCUACCGAGCGACAAUUCUACGGUUGAAGUCGAGGAAAAAACGAAUGGCGAUCAUGCGCCGGUAAUAAAGGAAGAGAUAGAAAUUGAGGAAAGAAGGCAAAAGCCGGAGGCUGACGAAGGUGAUGCAAUGGCGGCAGUUAUAGCCGAAGAAAGUUUGGCAAUUUCCGCUCUAGUAAAAACGGAGACGGUGGAGUCGCUGGAAGAGGCGCAAGUUGUUCCUGUUUGGGAGCCGGACCCCAGACAGGAUGAUCAAUUAGCGCCGGUUACUCAACCAGCUCCUCAACAAAAGCGUGACAAUAACGUUAACGAAGUAUGUCCGUGGGAAGACGAGGAAAAUUGUAGAGUGGAUGCACCCUAUGUGAAAACAUAUGCAACUUUAGGUUAUUUAUAACUUGGUAUGGUACUAAACAUACAUUUUACAUAUAAACAUUCGCAACUUCAAUUUCCAUUUUACUUCACUUUUGCCAAGUUCGAGUGCCCGAGCUCUCCAAGAUAUCAAGUGUUAUGUUUUUGAAUUUUUCGAUUUAUCAUUUUCAAUUC
Molecule: messenger RNA, 3904 nt
Organism: Bombus impatiens (common eastern bumble bee)
Lineage: Eukaryota; Metazoa; Arthropoda; Insecta; Hymenoptera; Apidae
Product: regulator of G-protein signaling 9
Exons: 17
Coding region: 1017-3755 (912 amino acids)
Biological process (GO): intracellular signal transduction; G protein-coupled receptor signaling pathway; regulation of G protein-coupled receptor signaling pathway
Source: RefSeq, a predicted model, not a curated record